This is a messenger RNA of Adineta steineri, 3312 nucleotides long. NCBI's taxonomy places the organism in Eukaryota, Metazoa, Rotifera, Eurotatoria, Adinetida, Adinetidae. The record is from the annotation of a GenBank genome assembly.
AUGCGUAAUAUUACACACGUGAACCAAAUCGUGUCUGGCGCAGGUAGUAAUUCUUAUAUUCAAAUUGCCGGUCCACCUAACUAUACUGCUUCUUUGUCUAUAAUAACUCCCAAGGAUGAUAAUUCAUCCGAUAUGUGUUCGUGCGCAUAUGAUUCAAGCUGUAAAUCGAAUUGGGGCUUAUUUAGUGGAAAUCCAGUGUAUAUCCGAGUAUAUUCUGUACCUGAAUUCUAUUUUGCGUGCGAACCAGUUGAAUCACUUCUACAAUCAACACUUAAAUGUUUCUAUGACGAUCAAGACUGUUUGGACAUUAUUAUCAACUUUUAUAAUGUAUCAUCCUUUAACAACUUUACUCGACUCAAUUCUUCUUCUCAUGCAAGUGGUUUCAUGAUAAAUAGUACAAUUGGUUCUCUACUAUCAGAGAUGUUUAUUGAAUCUUGGUCUGAAUCUACAAAUUAUUCAUCCUAUUUUGAUCAAUGUCAACCAUCGUCAUGUUCCUAUACGAUUCCACAACGCAAUAGUUUACUCGAAACAAUAACAAGAAUUGUCGGUCUGAUCGGUGGACUGUCUGUAUCACUGCGCAUUCUUGUUCCAUUUAUGGUCAUGGCAUGUAUGGGAGUUAUUCGACGCUUGUGGUCCCAACAUCAACCAGCACUCACAGAAGCGACUCGUCCUCUAUCACAUUUUAUGAGAGUUGGUAAUAAGAUUCGAGAUGGGUUGCAGAAAGUAAAUGUAUUCGAAGAUACAAACCGUACAGUCACUAUUCAACAACAAUGUGUAGCAACACGUAUCUAUUUACUUCUUCUCGUCAUAUCAUUAUUCAUUGUCGUUCUCUACACUUCGUUGACCUAUUAUUUGAAUACAUUCACAAUAACAAAACCAUCUCUUGAACAAUAUCAACAAUUACAACAACGCUACGGAUCAGAUGCUGUUAGUUGUCCAUGCUCUCGAUUGUCUAUUGCGCAUUCAUCAUUUAUCACAUUGCAAUGCAACUUUCAUCCUGUUUGUACGAGUCCUUUCAUCUCUGAUCCAUAUCUACAAGAAUUGUUUCAAUUAUACAAUGGUUUGGAUUCAACAUAUGCAACAACGAACGCAUUCACUCUUCAAGGCACUAUUUUCAGUCAUUUUCAAGCUCUUCGUGCCUUGUGCAAUUUGGUAAAAGAUUUUGUCAAUGAUGCUGAACAACAAUAUCUUGUUUCCUCCAUCAUCUCCACCCUUAUGAUUGACCGCGAUCUGUUCGAGAAAGAGACAAAUGCAUCACUCAACGAAUUCCAGUCAACAUUACCGAAUUCAUUUCUAAAUUCGUUUCAGAUGAUACGUGGUCUCAUGCAAGGUAACGGAUUCAUCUCCGCCUAUUCGACAAACUGGUAUUAUGUUACCAAGAAUAUUGUUCUACAGGCUAUCCUUUAUCUCAAACCACAGUAUUAUGGCAGUGACAUGUGCAAUUGUGCAACAUUAUCGACAUGUACUCAAUCGUCGACACCUUAUAUUAAAGGGUAUCUUGUUGGUUGUACUCCACUUGAAUCACUCCUUCAAAGUACACUCGAAUGUCUCUACGAACAGUCUUGCAUUGAUCUUCUUACUACCUAUUUGAAUAUGUCUUUAUCCAAUCAUCUUCUACCAUUGAACAAAAGCGAAACUCGUUUUUCUUCAAAUGAUACCGUUAACUAUAUUGUUGAAAAAAUGUUUGUCGAAACAUGUUUAUCAAAUGUCUCAUAUAAUCAAUUUUUCGAAGAAUGUAAACCUGAUUAUUGUUCAGUGACAGUAUUCGAAACAGCCAGUUUCGUCAUUGUUAUCACCACGAUUCUGGGUCUUUAUGGUGGACUAACAACUUUUCUCAAACUUGUCGUACCCUUUCUUGUCUUUUCAACUUACAAAUUAGUCAGAAAAUACAAGCAACGAGCACAAGUUGGAAUUCAACAGAUUCCAGUGACUUCUUUGGAUAAUAACACGGUAUCAGUUGACAACACCGAUCAUGCCGAGCGUCUUUUCAUCAAAUCCAACCAACAUUCAGAUCUCAGUUCAAACACCCUGGAUCCAACAAAUGUUUGCACUGAUGCCGUGGCCGCAGGAUUGGUGUUCACAGCUCCAUCUAUCUCAACAAGUUUCCUUACAUCAAUACUACGCUAUCGAAAGAUCAUCGUUGGGUUUAUAGUGUUUAUAAUUGUGGCAGCUGCCAUCAUUAUUCCAUCUGUUUAUCUUACUCGAGAAAAACAGGGAGAUGAUCAAUCUGUGCUGACAGUCGUAUCGUGUACAAAUUUGACUUUUGCAGCAGCAGUUCCAUAUUCAGUUGGAACUAAACCUCAGAUGACUGCCAUUGGUGAUUUCAAUGGCGACGGAACACUAGAUCUUGCCGUUAUCAAUUAUAGUGGAAAUACUGUGAGCGUGCUCCUUGGAGUCGGGAGUGGGCGUUUUGGAUCACAAACAACAUUUCCAACUGGUCUUAGUCCCGCCUCGAUCGCUGUCGGUGAUUUCAAUGGUGAUGGUCGAUUAGAUCUUGCCGUUGUCAACAAUGGUGACAACACCAUGAGUGUGUUAUUUGGAACUGGUAGUGGAAGUUUUGGACCACAAAUGAUUUACACAACUGGUCCUCACCCGUACCAAAUCGUUGUCGGAGACUUGAAUAGUGAUGGUCGAUUAGAUCUUGUUGUUGCCAACUUUUACUCGAGCAAUGUGGGUGUGUUUAUUGGGAUUGACAAUGGAUAUUUCGGACCACAAACAACAUACCCCACUAUCGGUAAUCCGACCUCCGCUGGUAUCGAUGAUUUUAAUGGUGAUGGUCAUCUGGAUCUUGUCGUUACCAGCCAGUCCUGGGCCACCAUAAGUGUUCUACUUGGAACCGGUACUGGGACUUUUCAAUUACAAGCAACGUUUUCAAUUAAUUCGAUACCGUGCAGCGUCGCUACCGGUGAUUUUAACGGCGAUGGUCGAAUAGAUCUUGCCGUCGCUAACGCCUACCCCUCGUUGAUCAAUGUGGGUGUACUUCUUGGCAACGGUGAUGGAUCUUUUGGAUUACAAACCACGUUUACCGAUGGGUCUAGUCUUACGCUGAAGUGGAUCACUGUUGGUGAUUUCAAUGGUGAUGGUUUAAAAGAUAUUGCUGUCUCCAACUCUUUCCCAGUACCCAACGUUGGUGUGCUCCUUGGGUCCGGUAAUGGAUCUUUUGUAUUACAAACCACAAUUGCAACUGGAUCGGAUUCUUCACCAUAUGGAAUCGCUGUCGGUGAUUUCAAUAACGAUGGUCGACUAGAUCUUGCUGUUUGCGAUCGUAAUGCAAAGAACCGUGUGAACAUUUUUCUCAAUACAUGUACAUGA